Messenger RNA from Salvia miltiorrhiza (redroot sage), 875 nucleotides. RefSeq lists its product as uncharacterized. Gene Ontology annotation, biological process: ubiquitin-dependent protein catabolic process. The transcript is spliced from 4 exons. The record is from RefSeq and is a predicted model, not a curated record. Bases 246 to 542 code for a protein of 98 amino acids. Gene Ontology annotation, cellular component: elongin complex. Gene Ontology annotation, molecular function: protein-macromolecule adaptor activity. NCBI's taxonomy places the organism in Eukaryota, Viridiplantae, Streptophyta, Magnoliopsida, Lamiales, Lamiaceae.
AUCAAACUCUAUUAGCAUAAAAAACAAAUCAAAUAUAAAACGUGACACGUAGUUUGGUGCGGUAGAGAGGAUUUGAUUUCCAACAGAAGGGAUAAGCUCACAAUUAAGAUGGAGUAGUAAAUAAAUAAUGAAUAAAAAAAGCUUCUUUCCCAAAUCGUUGUUAUCCACCCCACUAAUCCCACCAAAUCUCUCAUUUGCGACCCACGAGAAGCAGUUGCUUGAUCGGCGAUUAAUCGGCCGCCGGGAUGAAGAAGGAAGAUACAGUCAUGCUGAUCAGCGCCGAGGGGUUUGAAUUUGUCAUCGACAAGAAAGCGGCUAUGGUUUCUCAGACGAUCCGCAACAUGCUCACUUCUCCAGGUGGUUUUUCCGAAACGGAGCACGGAAAGGUGACUUUUCCGGAGAUAAGCACCACCAUUCUGGAGAAGAUCUGCCAGUAUUUUUACUGGUCUCUUCAAUAUGCUAGUGGCAAGGAGACUGAGUUCCACAUUGAACCUGAGCUCACGCUGGAACUUAUGAUGGCCGCUAAUUACCUACACACCUGAGCGUUCCAAAUACUUCAUCGCAACAUCUCUAAUACUAACCCUUGGAAGAUUGACGAGGUGUUGCUGUUCAUGUUCUGACAUUUGACGGCCCUUAUAGUAUUUUGUAGUUCCAGUCUUUCUACUAUGCAUAGCUACAGCCGGAAUGCAGUAAGGUGUUGGUCAUAUUCUCUUAGCUAUAGUUAUCUGAGAAUAUGGCACCUCUACUGUUCUAGUUGUAGAUUAAACAAACCCGUGACAAGAUAUUUUAGACAAAGUGACUGCAUAUAUUAAAAUCGUAUGUAAAUUCAUGUUUGUAUGUUUUUCUGCUCUUGAUUUAGAACUUCACUUUCUUCA